Messenger RNA from Stylophora pistillata, 1692 nucleotides. RefSeq names its product QRFP-like peptide receptor. The record is from RefSeq and is a predicted model, not a curated record. NCBI's taxonomy places the organism in Eukaryota, Metazoa, Cnidaria, Anthozoa, Scleractinia, Pocilloporidae. Gene Ontology annotation, biological process: G protein-coupled receptor signaling pathway. Gene Ontology annotation, cellular component: plasma membrane. Gene Ontology annotation, molecular function: G protein-coupled receptor activity.
AUAUAACCGUCUUACAUGGCAGAUCACGUACGGUCCAUAUCUCUGGCUGUCUUCAGAUAUUAAGCCUUUUUGACGUUUGACUGUUUGACAAAAGUAAUAUCGCAUCCAAAGUAUUAUUACUUACUAACCAUGGUUCCGUUUAUACAGGUAGUCAAGUGAGUCCUAUACAAGAUGUCAGCUUUGAGCUAUCGCCUUCAAUCAAUCUAAUAGUACAAUCAAAAGUAUUGCUGCUUCCGAGGAAAGAGCGGAAAUCUGCGAGGGAAAUAUUUACUGUGUUCAGUCGAUAAAUGUGUGAUACGGUCAACAGAGCUUUUACUCGGAAGGAUGAGGAGGAUGCAAAUUCGAGAGAGGAUUUAUGAUCCUUAGCGUCAGGAACCUCUUCGGAUUCAGCAUGUUUAACAAUCAUAAUACGAGUAACCAGACUGUUGAUCAUAUGGUCAAUGAUGGAUGCAGGCAACAUGUAAUUACAAAGGCCGAGAACAUUGGAAAGCUAUCGGCCUACGUCAUCGUAUUUGCAAUUUCACUUUUUGGGAAUAUUCUCAUUGUGAAUGUAAUCUGUAAAAGCAAGAAGAUGCACAGAAAUACCAACCUUUUGAUUCUGAACAUGGCCAUUUCGGAUUUAAUCAUACCAGUUUUUGUGAUUCCUAAAAGAGUUGUGCAAAUCGCUUUGGAAUUACCUUCAGCAAAAUGGCUGCUUUCUGGAGUAACAGGAGAAAUAGCUUGCAAGCUGAUGACAUUCAUGCAAGAUUUUUCAGGUGGGGUCUCAACUCUUACACUGGUUUUGAUAGCCUUAGAAAGACUAGUGGCCGUCGCGUUUCCACUCCGCGCCAAAAUGAUCACAUACAGGUUGCGUGUGACAUUAAUCAUUUUGUCUUGGUUGAUUGUUGCAGCCAUUUAUGCUCCAUAUUUCUACAUCUUCAAACUAUUUGAAGUUAAUUCUGAAGUGUAUUGCAUUGCAAGCUGGGAACCCGCUUUUGAAGAGCCCGCCACUGGGAAAUUCUACAUUACUUUUCUUUGCAUUUCGUUGGUUUUAAUUCCUUUCAGUCUUAUAGCUGGGAUAUACACAGUUAUAGUGUCGAUUCUGGUCAGGCAAAGGAACCACUUGCAAGGAGCAGUUCGCGGAGGAAUUAUACGAGACAAACUGAACAAAAAUGUGCUGAAAAUGGCUGUAACAAUUGUAGUGAUAUUUGCAAUUUGUUGGGCUCCACUCAAUAUCAAUCUGCUUCUUUCGACAUUUCUCCCAAACUCUAUAUAUGAAUGGUGCACUCCCCAUGCUUUUUCAUUCUCUGCUGAGUUCCUUGUGAUCGCCAACGCUGCUAUAAAUCCGUUUGUAUAUUUUGGAUUCGUGGAAAAUUAUCGACGCAACCUUAAGAGAAUUCUCACCAAGUCUAUCUUGCGUACGAGCGUAAGGGAAACUGGAAGGAGGCAAAACGUUCGGCGCGAAACAUUUGAACUGACUUCCAUGACUUGCGAUAGAGUGCCUAGCUCUGAGAGCACGGCUUCGGGAAUUCGGAUGAUCUCGUUAAAGAGCCUAGAUACAAGAUUCAGCGGCGAAGUAACAAUAGCGGAGAACCUGUCACUUAAUGAAAAUUGAUCUAUACUCCUUGUAUUAAGAGUUUGUUUCAGUUGCACAUUGUUAACCUGGAAUGAGCUCUGGAAUUACCGUUAUUAAAAGAUGGUAUGGGUUGGGUU